This is a messenger RNA of Rhinocladiella mackenziei CBS 650.93, 480 nucleotides long. RefSeq lists its product as uncharacterized. The transcript has a single exon. The coding region runs from base 1 to 480 and encodes 159 amino acids. The record is from RefSeq and is a predicted model, not a curated record. NCBI's taxonomy places the organism in Eukaryota, Fungi, Ascomycota, Eurotiomycetes, Chaetothyriales, Herpotrichiellaceae.
AUGGCAAUCUGCACUAUUGGGAAAGGCAUCAUAAUCAAAUGGCAGCAGGACUUGAAGAUGAUACUCGAUUUGACUGUGCCCUCUCUGAAACUGCGGCUACCACUUGUCGAGCAAGGUAUGGGCUUCUAUGGAACCAUGGAUGCAGCCAUGUCUCCAGCAAGCAUACCUCAAACAUCAUAUGCGCCAUCAGCGCUUGAAGGAAAUGAUCUUUUGACUACCACGACGUCCCACAAGAAGGUAGCAAAGGCGACGCCUUCGAAUGCCCUCUCGGUUCUUUUUGUGACCGCGACGCCCAUCCAGCUAGCACAGGUCAGGCACGUUUUUGUCGACCUCCAACCGUACGUCUAUUUGUUCAUGGGCUGUCAAAGGCUCGAACACAAAUGUUUACCUCGCAGAAUGAAUGGUUUGUUCAUGAAGUACGGGAUUAUGAGGAUGAAUGCAUCAAGUUCUCAGCAGGUGGCACCGAGGACCUGGAAAUAA